AAUCACUCAUCAUGUGGCCACAGCAAGAAGCUGCCAGCCUCUUCACGAAUUAGACUGAGGUCGAGAGAGUGAGAGAGAGAAAGAGAGAGACUGUUUGUAUGUGCUGGGGAACAACAAUUGUGGACUUCUAAACACAGGUUUGUCAGAUUGUUUCCACUUCACACGAACGGACAAAAGGGCACGCUCUGGAAAACCGCAAGUGAGAAUGCUCUUCUGAGACAGAUAAGUAAGCACACAGGCCUGCUAUCACAGGAGCACCGGGUUUCUAGCCCUGAGCAUGUGUGGGCAACCUGCACGGGCAUCAUGAUCUCGCACUAUCCGCUGGCAUCGCUGCUCCCCUGGCCGCCCAUCCCACACUGUCUGGACCUAGAUGGGGAGGGAGGGGUGGCCCUGCAGAGGUACCAACCACGGUCACCAGAGAGCAGCCCUCGUUGCUGGAGCUCUGUGCAGGACUGGGGAGAGGAGGUCGAGGAAGGAGCCAUAUACAACGUGACGCUGAAGAGGGUCCAAAUCCAGCAGGCGGCUAACAAAGGCGCAAGAUGGCUGGGGGCGGAGGGUGACCGCUUGCCCCCAGGUCACACAGUCAGCCAGUUGGAGACAUGUAAGAUCAGGAGUAUCCGGGCAGGGACACUGGAGCGCUUGGUAGAAACACUCCUCACAGCGUUCGAUGAUAAUGACCUGACCUACACUAGCAUCUUCCUCUCCACGUACAGGGCCUUUGCUACUACACAGAGUGUACUGGAGUUGCUGCUGGACAGGUAUGGCAGUUUUGAGGAUUGUGAGGGGGAGCGUAACCAGUGUCGGACUGGAGAGAGCAGAGUUGCUGUGAGAACUGCUUUGGCCUCUAUUCUAAGAGCCUGGUUGGAUCAGUGUCCAGAGGACUUCCAGGAACCUCCAUCAUAUCCGAGCUUGCACCGUGUGCUGGGUUUCCUGCAGAAGGCCAUGCCAGGCUCAGAGCCAAUGCGCCGGGCUCAGAGUCUGCUAGAACAAUUGCGUGUCCAGACCAGCCUAGAAAAUGAGUCUGAAGGAGGCUUUCAGUACAUCAACCCUUUCUGCAUUGGGGAAGAUGAGGAAGUGGAAAUCGAUUUGCAGGAGGACUUCUUCUCCUUCGACGUUGACCUUGUAGCAGAGCAGCUGACUUAUAUGGAUGCGCUGUUGUUUAAGAAGGUGGUUCCUCAUCACUGUUUGGGUGCUAUCUGGUCUCAGCGCGAUAAAAAGGACGGCAAACAGAGCGCGCCCACCAUCCGUGCCACCAUCACCCAGUUUAAUGCAGUAACAGCGUGCGUGGUCAGCACCAUCCUCCGUCAGCGGCAGAUACGCCCGCAUUUGCGUGCUCGCAUCAUCCAGCGCUGGAUCGACAUUGCACAGGAGUGUCGCAUUCGAAAGAACUUCUCAUCUCUGAGAGCCAUAGUAUCAGCGCUGCAGUCCAACCCCAUCUACAGACUGAAAAGAGUGUGGGCCUCUGUUUCCAAAGAUAGCAUGCAGAUGUUUGAAGAGCUUUCCGAUAUUUUCUCUGACCAGAACAAUUACCUUACAAGCAGGGAACUACUAAUGAGGGAGGGCACCUCAAAAUUUGCCAGUCUGGACAGCUGUGCCAAAGAUCACCAGAAAAGAUCCCACAAGAGACUUCAGUUACAGAAAGAGAUGGGUGCCAUGCAGGGGACAAUUCCAUACCUGGGAACAUUUCUCACAGAUUUGACCAUGCUUGAUACAGCACUGCCUGACCAAGUGGAGGGAGGACUGAUUAAUUUCGAAAAGCGGCGCAGAGAGUUUGAAGUGAUCGCUCAAAUUAAGCUCCUGCAGUCUGCGUGUAAUAGUUACUGUCUGACCUCUGAUCCUGCAUUUCUGCGCUGGUUUAAAAGUCAGCCUCAGUACUCAGAGGAGGAGAGCUAUGCGCUGUCUUGUGAAGUUGAAGGAUUGGGAGACAACAGCCCAACAUCACCAAAACCCCGUAAGAGUAUGGUGAAGAGAUUAAGCCUACUCUUCUUAGGAACCGACACCACGAACACAAGCUCUCCUGUGAGAGAGAGUCCUCGAUCGCCUCCUACUGGCAGCUCUGGGGAGAGCAUGGACUCAGUCAGUGUGUCUUCCAGUGACUCUAGUCCCUCAGAGAGUGAAGGCAUGACACCCACACACUCUAUAGACACUCAUCUGAAGAAGCUGUCAGAUUCUUCCUCCUGCACCUCAUUGCACUCCAUGGACACCUCCUCCUCUACAGCCAGCGCUUCCAUAUCUCUGGCCUCCCCGACCCUGUCCGGGCCCCCCUGCAUGCACCGCCGCUCCAUCUCGUGGAUGCCCAUGUCCCCCACAUCACCUGGAUUUCCUCCUGCCUAUAACACACAAGCUCAGGAUGCGUGCAUCAUCCGUGUAAGCCUUGAACAGGGAAACGGAAACCUCUACAAGAGUAUUAUGCUGACCAGUCAGGACAAAACUCCAGCUGUGAUCUCUCGAGCCAUGGCCAAACACAACCUGGAGGGUGAGCAGGCUGCUGACUACGAGCUAGUGCAGGUCAUCUCUGAGGAGAGAGAAUUGGUCAUCCCCGACAACGCCAACGUGUUUUAUGCCAUGAGCACCUCUGCGAACUUUGACUUCCUGUUGCGUCUGCGUGGUUCUGAGGGGAGGCCAGUUCAGCUGCGCAGUCGUUGCAUCUCCACACUACCGCGCACACAGCAACGCUCCAGUCUGUCCCUCAGGCUCAGCAAGGUCACACUGUGACCUCUGACCUUUUUUGGACCAGAACAGGCUUUGUAAAAAGACUACAGCAGGUGGAGUACUAGAAAAUAGCCUUUAGAGACUAUUUCAAGGGGAGUUUAUUGACUUCAGAACAUUUCAGAACUAAUUUAGACAUCUCAUGUUCUUCCAUGCUGCCUUUUGAAAUGAAAGGCUUAUGUUAAUAGUAGCAUGUGCCUCCACCUCCCCACCUGGCCCACAAAAGACUCAUCCCAUCCUCCCUAUUGCUGGAUAUUUUGCACAAGUGCAGGAAAGUCUCCUGCUCCUCAUCAGUAUUUUCAUAACAGCACAUCUCUUCCCAGGCGAGAGGCCUACACGACUUCCUCAGAGAGAAAGAGGAGAAUGAAAGAAGCUGUGGGAAGAGAAGUUAAACAACAACCAUGUUGCCUUUAUCAACGGUAAUGAUGGAACUCUUGCAUCAGUAUUGAAGAUGAACUGCAGUAGCUGUGAUGUCGUCAUCAACGUGUCCUUCUCCUGUCCACUUGCGCACUGUGUGGACAAUGUGGAUUGUAUCCCUAGACUUAAAGUGCUUAGACUGGCUCACUAAGAAUCCAUAGAAUUACAUUUACUUUCCAACUUUAAGUGCAAAAUUGCUAAAAGAACAACUGUUUCCUUUAGAUAUCACAAACGGUAGAUAUCCGAUGAAACAAGAUGUAUGCCUGUUCUGCCUAUUCUAAGCAUUUUAUCUCUAUUUCUGUGUUUCUCAUAUUGUGAGCUGUGUGACGAAUGCAGAAAAUAUGCAUUCUGAUUGGUUCCUGCUUGGUUUUAUCAAGUCUGUGGUGUUUCCUUUCACGAUUGGAUCCGAGUUGUGUCUUUUAAGGUGUGGUCACACAGCACCAAUAGGAUGGGUUUCUAUUAGGAAACCUGGAUUGAGCUGCCUUCCUCUAUUAUGAAAGUGCACUUGCUAUAGAGUGGGCGGAGUCAAUAGGUGUGUACUAAAAAGAGCACUUGGUCCACUUUUUGUAGCUUUCUUCUCUUCUGUCUUCAAGCAUUGCUAUAUUAAUGAUAUACUUUUCUUUUUUUUUUUUUUUUUUAUACGUAUGUUUUUGUAAGAGAUGAAGUAUCCACGAUAUCUAUGAAAAAAAAGGAUUUAGGAAGUUUUAAAAAGAUUUCGUUAACUAAAAGAGAAAAUGUAAAAAAAAAAAAAAAAAAGCUGUGAAAUAUGAAUGUGUGAUUGUAAAGUGAGCAUUAAAGCAAGUCAGUCAUUUCCAUCAACCAGCACAAUAAUCACUCUCAUUGUACCCCCGUCACCCUAGAAGAUGUUUUCCAAUGCAUUUUACUUCUGUGCACCCAGUGAAUAUCACAAAAACUUGUUUUACACUAAAACAAAUAGUUUUACACUGAGGCAUUUUAACACCAAAUAGUUUAAGGCUUAUGGAAUUUUUUGCCUUAAUCCUGUUCUUUCUCUACAUAAUUCCCAUAAAUUUGUUAAUCUGGUAUGUAAUAAUCAUUAGUUGGCCAUGACUCCUGGUAAAUUGUCAACAGAUGUACUACAGAACGUGCCAAACAUGCCUUUUUUUUGCCUUUUGUUCUCUCGCACUAAUUAAGAAACUUAUGUUUGUUACAUUGAACACGUAAGACUUUGAUGACACUAACAGUUUUUCAACAAGGUAAAAAUGUAGUGUUUUAACCGUAGUGGGGGCAUCAGUGUUUGUAUUUAGAUUCAUUUGUCUUAAUUCAAAUUUAUUCAGCACUUGUAAAUUUUCUCCAUUCUUUAUUUUGAAUAUUUCUUCACUACCAAAGAAUUGUACAGAGAGUCGGUGAAUAAAUUAUUAUCAUUAUGAUGUUUUGUAAUUUGAAUAUUACUUUUCAUGAAUUAAAUGGAGACUCUCUGAAAGUACUGUGGAUGUUGACUGAAACUGACUUGGCUUGCAUCACACCUAAAAUACCAUAAUAAGAAAAUGACAGGUAUUGAUUCAUUCA
Onychostoma macrolepis is the source of this 4653-nucleotide messenger RNA. RefSeq names its product ral guanine nucleotide dissociation stimulator-like 1 (gene rgl1). Gene Ontology annotation, molecular function: guanyl-nucleotide exchange factor activity. Gene Ontology annotation, biological process: positive regulation of GTPase activity; Ras protein signal transduction. The record is from RefSeq and is a predicted model, not a curated record. Gene Ontology annotation, cellular component: plasma membrane. The transcript has 18 exons. NCBI's taxonomy places the organism in Eukaryota, Metazoa, Chordata, Actinopteri, Cypriniformes, Cyprinidae. Bases 304 to 2715 code for a protein of 803 amino acids.